Molecule: messenger RNA, 700 nt
Organism: Aspergillus alliaceus
Lineage: Eukaryota; Fungi; Ascomycota; Eurotiomycetes; Eurotiales; Aspergillaceae
Exons: 1
Coding region: 156-647 (163 amino acids)
Biological process (GO): endosomal transport
Cellular component (GO): BLOC-1 complex
Source: RefSeq, a predicted model, not a curated record
GAAGCCUUAGCGCAAACCUUACAAGUGGGGUCAAACAAACCAACAUUUAUUGACAAACCACUUCUUAAACACCCCAUCUACCAAUCGUGAAUCCAUAAUCGUACUACCAUAGAACUAAGCUACCAUCACCGACCAAGAUCCCAUAUCCCCCCAAAAUGUCCACCUCAACCAACACCAACACCAACACCACACUCCCCUCCUCAUCCCCAUCCACCUCUCCUACAGAAACCUCUCAGCGCACCGAAGAAGCCAAAACAGCCUUCACGGCUUCUCUGCGCUCCGCCGGCGCAAACUACGACAGUGCGCUACGCGACCGGGCCCGUAACAUCCAGGAGAAUUCCUCCGUGCUUGAUAAGCAGGAGGCGGAUGUGCGGCGGGCGACGGAGCAGUUGGCGAAGCAGAAUGAUCAGCUUGCCAAGGUGGCGGAUCAGGCGAGGGAUGGGUUGAAGGAGAUUGGGGAUGUGCAGAAUUGGGCGGAGUUGAUUGAGAGGGAUUUGUUGGUUGUGGAGGAGACAGUUCGGUUGGCGGAGGAGAGGGAGAGGGGGAAUGGGUAUGCUCACGAGGGAGAGGGGAAUGGGUUGGUUGAGAGGGAGAGCGGUAGUGAUAAGGAUGGGAAGGGGAGGAAGGGUUGGUUUCAGUGGUGGUGAGGGUGUGUAUAUUUGCUGUGUUUAGGCUUGAUGAUGCUAUCCAAGUCAUUUGU